Molecule: messenger RNA, 1312 nt
Organism: Acinonyx jubatus (cheetah)
Lineage: Eukaryota; Metazoa; Chordata; Mammalia; Carnivora; Felidae
Product: olfactory receptor 10A3
Exons: 1
Coding region: 109-1053 (314 amino acids)
Biological process (GO): G protein-coupled receptor signaling pathway
Cellular component (GO): membrane
Molecular function (GO): olfactory receptor activity; G protein-coupled receptor activity
Source: RefSeq, a predicted model, not a curated record
AUUACAUCUUCUGCCAAUAAUUUCAGACUAAAACUCUCAGCUUUUGGACCGUGACUUCAUAACUUAUAUACAUAUGUCCACAAAAAUAAUAUACUCUCCACCACUGAAAUGAAAAGGCAAAAUCAAAGCUCUGUGGUUGAAUUCAUCCUCUUGGGCUUUUCUAACUUUCCUGAACUCCAAGAGCAGCUCUUUGGGGUUUUCUUGGUUGUUUACCUUGGGACUCUGAUGGGAAAUGCCAUCAUUAUAGUCAUCAUCUCCCUGGAACAGAGCCUCCACGUUCCCAUGUACCUGUUCCUGCAGAACCUGUCUGUGGUGGAUGUGAGUUUCAGUGCAGUCAUUAUGCCUGAAAUGCUGGUGGUCCUCUCCACUGAAAAAACGUUAAUUACUUUUGCAGAAUGUUUUGCACAGAUGUAUUUUCUUCUUCUUUUUGGUGGGACUGAAUGUUUUCUCCUGGGGGCGAUGGCUUAUGACCGAUUUGCUGCAAUCUGCCAUCCCCUGAGCUACCCAAUGAUUAUGAACAAAAGGGUUUUCAUGAAAUUAGUAAUGUUCUCAUGGGUCUCAGGGAUCAUGGUGGCUACUGUGCAGACCACAUGGGUUUUCAGUUUUCCUUUCUGUGGCCCCAAUGAAAUCAAUCAUCUCUUCUGUGAGACUCCCCCUGUGCUAGAACUUGCAUGCGCAGACACCUUUCUGUUUGAAAUCUAUGCGCUCACUGGCACCAUUUUGAUUGUCAUGGUCCCCUUUGUGUUGAUUCUCUUGUCUUAUAUUCGGAUUCUCUUUGCCAUCCUGAAGAUGCCAUCGGCCACCGGGAGGCAAAAGGCCUUUUCCACCUGUGCCUCCCAUCUCACGUCUGUGACCCUCUUCUAUGGCACAGCCAGUAUGACUUAUUUACAACCCAAAUCUGGCUAUUCCCCAGAAACCAAGAAGGUGAUGUCAUUGUCCUACUCACUUCUUACACCUCUGUUGAAUCCACUGAUCUACAGCUUGAGAAACAGUGAGAUGAAAAAAGCUUUGAUGAAAUUGUGGCGAAGAAAGGUGGAUUCACAUAUAUUCUGACUGUGCUGAGAAGCUAUGUGCUGUUUGGUCGCUGACUGACUAAACUCUGUUUAAAUAUAACAAAUGGCCGUUCUAUAUACCUCAGUAUUAACAUGCUUAAUUUGUUAUUUUUCCAAGGUCAAUAAUAUAUUAGGGAUCCCUAUAUUGGUACUGUAUUAUUGUCAUUCAUUUUUUAAUAUAAUAUAUAAUACAACAGUUAAUCUGUUCCUCUGUUACGAUCAUCUAGAUCAUUACCGGAUUGUUGUCAUUAAGACAAAAC